This is a messenger RNA of Glarea lozoyensis ATCC 20868, 2349 nucleotides long. RefSeq lists its product as uncharacterized. The record is from RefSeq and is a predicted model, not a curated record. The transcript has 5 exons. Lineage: Eukaryota; Fungi; Ascomycota; Leotiomycetes; Helotiales; Helotiaceae. Bases 1 to 2349 code for a protein of 782 amino acids.
AUGCUUUCAGUAUAUCAACCCCCUCCCAGCGAGGGUUCCAGUCUUUCAAAAAAGAAAGCACCACCGGGCGUUCCCUACUUGACAAAGGUCAAUGGAAAGCUUGUAAUGGCACGCGCCAAACCAAAAUAUACUCCUCCCAAAGCAAUCAGUCUGCUAGGAGAAGCUUUUGGUGUGACUGCUGCUCGAAAGAGAGCGAAAUCGAUCUCAGUGACACCACCAGAACCUUUGAUGAUCGGAGGUAUCCCGUAUGUACCAGGUCCUCCACCGCCGCAUUCUGCUCCAAUUCCACAACAACCAUUUCCUCCGCAGCCGUACCCGUAUGCUCAAGGCCAGAAUUUACAACCGAUCUAUCCUCCAGCCUCGACACCGGUCCCGUGCUGUACCUACCAACGACCAGUUACCUACUCGGAUCUUCCAAAUGUCCCGCCUCUGACGCCAGAUGGAAUCGCUCGUCUGCAAGCCAUUGACGGUCAUUUUCACCAAUUCGUGGCUCCUACUCUGGCGAAGGAGACAUCGAAUCUUUCUGAAGAGAGCGCGAAAACUACAGGAUCCAAGACCACCAUUACAAUCACCAAGCACAUAUGUGCCAAUUGUCAGAGAAUACGGUCGAGGAGGUAUCAACAAAAAAAUCCGAUUAUCCCUGGUAAAGAACCAGCUCCUGAUACGUGCCGAAGAUGUCAAAGGGAUGUCAGCUGUUCAGAGAGCUCUGAUAGCGAGGCAGAACUGGAAAGAAAGACCUCAAGAUCGAAACGCAAGAGUAAGGAUAAACGGAGGAAGAAAUCCAAGAAGCGCGAACCGAGUUCCAGUCGGAAAGAAAAAUCCCGAUCUUCAGUGCGUAUUCGAAGAUUCAGCUACAGCAGGGAACGAUCAGCGUAUAUUCCUGAUGACGACGGUUUUACCAUCUUCUCUGAUGAAGAACGUGAUCGAGGUCGACGACGAUCCAAUCCACAAUCCCAAUAUUCAUCCGAGGAUGAUAUUGCCACAGAUAUAGAAGGUCACUAUGCAGAAGAAAACGAGCGAGGACGCAGAGGAAUACCCAUUCGACGUUCCAGAUCCGACAGAAUUCGAAGUGAGAUUGGUAUGCCGUCUCCAAACAAAAGCUACGUUAAACUGCGACCAACUUCGACAUUUCGAUAUGCCGACCAGUAUGAUGACACCUGUGCUACAAGAUGUAGUCAGACUUCAUCACCAGGACCUUCGUAUCGUUAUGUUCCAGCUCCAUAUGAUUAUGAACGUCCAUCAUCGCCUCUGGAGAGAGUUAAAUCCCGAUCUGAAAAUGAUCAUAUGAUGGGGAGUUACACUCAACCUAGACGAUUUGGGGAGGGUUUUGAUUACAAUAAUUCUCAACCCGGUACUAACAAGGUUCCUGUCUAUUUCAACGACGACGAUGAUAAUGACUACUUUGACAACACCUUCAGCGGACAAUCUCAAGAAUCAGCACCCGAUCACUCCGCAGACUGGUAUUACAAAGAUCCCGCCGAUGAAACACUCAAUCUAGUAGGUAGCUGGGGUGCCACCAAAGCCACCGACUUAGACCAACGCUGCCCCAGAGAAAGCAAUGUCGACGACACAUCAAGCAUCUCCCUCCGAUCCCAAGAAUCCCGCCGCCGCCGCCGCCGUGAACGCAGAAUGUCCGCAAACCACUGGGGACUUCCCCACGUUUUGAAUCCCAAAAACGAUGAUCAAGUCAUCGUCGUGAAGGAGGAAUACGUGUAUCGCCCUAAGAAAAGGGCAGAAGAGGAGAAGUUGCAGGAGUACACUGACAGAGCUGUCCUUGGAGAUCGGUAUGAGCGGAGAGAGUUUGAGAAGAGAGAUGAUGCCGAGAGGUAUUAUCGGGAUGAUUGGGCGAGGGAACGGUCUUUGUCACAACCGAGGUAUGAGACGGCGAGGAAGGGGUAUAGGAAGGAUAGUUUUGUUGAUCCGUCGCUUGCGGAUACGGAUGUGACGUAUAGGACUGAUCGUGAUAUCUUACCACCAGCACCAACUCCACCCGCACCAUCUCGAGCUUCUCGUCGCAGAAAAGAUUCGCGCUCGCGAUCUGAGUAUACGGUUGGAUCUGAAAGUCAAUUCACUGCGGAUUCACAACCUUAUGCCAACGGUACGUCGGAGAGACAGCGUAUGCCCUCACCCACCGACUCUCGUCGUCGCGAACCUGUCAGCACUCGAAAUUCUUCCCAAGAAUAUCGUGAGAGCAGAAACGAUGCUGAUAGAGGUCGGCCACGUAAUUCUCCGGAACGAUAUGAAGUCAGAGAGCAGAGUACGGAUAAACAUGUCACGUUUCGGGAUUCGAUCUCGGAACGCUCGCCUGUUAAGGAGUGGAGUGAGAAUUCGAGGGAAGGGGUGAGGUGA